Molecule: messenger RNA, 4749 nt
Organism: Carassius auratus (goldfish)
Lineage: Eukaryota; Metazoa; Chordata; Actinopteri; Cypriniformes; Cyprinidae
Gene: tac3b
Product: tachykinin precursor 3b
Exons: 7
Coding region: 3356-3712 (118 amino acids)
Biological process (GO): tachykinin receptor signaling pathway; positive regulation of blood pressure
Source: RefSeq, a predicted model, not a curated record
AUAUCCUGGAGUAAUUCAUUUACUCAAACAGUACACUGACUGAACUUAUGUGAAGAGAGAACUGAAGAUGAACACCGAGCGGAGCCAGGUAACGAAUCAAUCUUUUAUUCGUGUCUCAAGUCAAGAAGAAACAGUUCUCGGUUCAGUGUAUGAAUAAAUGUCUAAAAAAAAAAUAAUUAAAGGGAAGGCUGUGGCAAGUAAACGAUGCUCAGUUGGUACUGAGUGGCUCAAAGUUUUCCAAGAACAUAUCCCCCACACCAUUACAUCACCAUCACCAGCCUGAACCACUGAUACAAGACAGGAUUGAUGGGUGCUUAUAUGUUGUUUAUGCCAUAUUCUGAACCUGCCAUCUAAAUGAAAUUUAGACUCAUCAGACCAGACAACCUUUUUCCAAUCUCCUAUUGUCCAGUUUAAGUGAGCUAGUGUUAAUUCUAGCCUUUCCCCCCCUCUUCUUAGCUGAUAGGACUGGCACUUUGUUGUCUUCUGCUGCUUUAGCCCAGUUGCUUCAAGGUUCAAUGUGUUGUGCAUUCAGGGAUGCUGUUAUGAAAUACUGAGCCUAGCUCACAGUUGUCUGAUUACGUGGGGUCUAAUAAAUUUCGCUAAUGACUCCAGCGUCAAUUCCAUCAUUUCUCACUUAAGUGAGGAACACAGAAACGGGUGGGAGGAGUGAGGUACAAGCAGAAAUAUGCAGAAGUGCGAUUCUCAUUUUCACAUGUCAACUUAUUGGCCUAAACACAAAGGGAUUUUUACACUUGAGUCACAUGUGUGAUCACACACAGUGCCAUAUAUCCAGGAUUAAUAAACCCUUAAGGGGGAACUCAGCAUAUUAUCAAUUAGGGGGGCUUUGCUUUUUGAGUGUAUUCAUGUGUGAGAACAUAAGUCAAAUAUCUCCCAGUUUACUGUCAAUGACAUCUGUCAUUAUAGAAGCCACAGAGUAGUAAAAUGUGUUAGAUAGGACUCGGUGCAAUCUUAUUUAGUCAUAAUUGAAUAUAAUUGGAUGGUUAUAAUUGGAUUUCACAAAAUUACCCAGAGUAGCCUCAGGAUGGGGCAUGCAUAGGGUAAUGCAUUAUUACUAAACCAGUGAGCAAAUCUCUCUCACAUACAUUCAUAGUCACACACAUAAUCUUGCAUAAGUAUACUGUGUCAGAGGUAGGGAGAACUUUUUUAUUUUAUUUUAUUUACUUGUUUUUUGUUUUGAAUUGACCCCUAAAUAAGUCCAGCCUUAAAAGUGUGGCAUAAUGCAUCCAGCAACAAUAUAUGGCAGUGAUAAAUUCCUUGGUUUAAUUUAUGCUGAAAACUGAAAGAUUCAAGUUAUCUCUCACUGCUGCUCAUUGUCAUGUCAUAUGUAUGUGUGAUGGAAAGUGAUACAUCUUCUUUGCAAAGUUUUCAGUAACCGAGGUCACUUUGGGUUAUGCUUUCUAUGAGGAUAUGAAGUCUGAUAAAUGCUCUGUACUUACAAUGAUCUCUGACCAUGAGACAAACAAUCAACAUUUCUUUUUAAAACAUGGACAGAGGAAGCAUUCAACCACUAUUUUCUUCUUGAUCAAAAGACUCAAAGCUGUUUGGGUGAGACCGUGGGUUGAAAGGGUAAGUGUACUAUUAUAUGGCACAUUUGGACAUAGUAAAUAAUAUAAGAAAGAAGGAUGAUGGUGAUGACGAUAGUGAAGGUUUUUUUUUCAGCUGGCAGAACAAAGUCUGUAAAUUCGCUGAACUUCUUUGCAUUCAGUCUUUCAUUGUAAUCUAUAUUAUUUGGUGAAAGAAUGAGACCAGAAAUACAGUAAAAAUUCAAGGAAAUUAGGCUAUAAGAAAGAAAAUGAGAGCGAUACUGUGUGAGUUUAUUUGCGUAAGCAAAAGUUGGUAGGUGUCACUCACCAUUGAGAAGCAGUGACUGGACUUGUGAGUGUGGGUGUACUUCCGAACUGUUCUAAUGUUUCAUGUCCGCUUCAGCAAACACAAGCAACACUUUCUUACAAAUGCAGGAAACAAAUCAGGCUUCAGAGACAAGACUAUCGUAAAUAAUCACUUGUUUUGAUGGCAUGGAAAUGUUCAGAACUGAAGGAAUCAUUUGUUCUCAAUGCAAACAACUGGACUUAAUCACUUCAAAGCCCUGUUUUCCAGCUCCACAUCCCUUCUAUACAGCAAAUCCUGCUUCAUGAGGAAUGUAGUGCGUCGGUGUAUCAUUAAGAGCUUUCCGCCUUGCUGAGGAAUCAAAAGAGAGAAAUAAGAAUAAUUUGAAAAAACUAAUUACAGUAUUGGCUUCUCUAUGCAAAUUAAUUUAGUAGAAUUACAUACCCUAAAACAUAGAGGCCAAUAAAAUUGAAUGUUAAAAGGCAACAAAUGACACUAGUGAACGAAAGAAAUAAAGAUAAUUCAUCUAGGGGGCAAGUUGUCACACCAGCAAGAAACUCUCAUUGCUGUUGCCAUGGUGAGUAUUUUAACUAAUUCCCCCCAAACAAACUCACUACUGAACUGUUUGGAAUGGAGGCGUCUGAUGGCAAACGUCAAUCUUGAUUUCAUCUCUGUCUUUAUAUAGGAAAAGAUAUACAGAAAUCAUCACACGGGAACAGACUAAAGAGGUCAACAGGUCAAAUGUAUUUUUCUUACAAAAUGUAUACACUUUAAAGAACAUUUCUUCCAGUUUCAGAGAAUUUUAAAUCUAAGCCUUGCUUUAAAGCCAUAAGCAUUCAUCAAUCAGGCUCCUACAGAUCUUAAUCAAGGCAGCACCUUUUCUAUAACUCACAGACAGCUUUGUCCUAUCAAGGACAUAUCUGUAAUGAGAUGGAGCAAAUGGAAUGAGCAGUAUAGAUGACUCAUAAUCCCACUGAAUAAUAAGCCUUGAACCCUGUCAAACACGUGUCUUUCUGAAUCAGAAAUCUUCUAAAACUCACACACUCCCUAUUACCCAGAACACAAUGCAAAUAACCUUGUCCAUCUGCCAACUUACGAUUCUGCAUUUAAUAAACUGCAAAGCCUAUACUCUUCGAAUUUUCUCAUUAAUCACUGCUUCACAAAUCUUACAGAAAUAAUAAGCCACGGUCAAACAUAGACUGGACUGAAUUUUGCGUGCAACUCAAGACUAAGACGAGCUGUGAGUAGUAGUAGUAUAACUGACCGCACAAAUACGUCAAGGCUCUAUGUGUUAAUGACUUUGCGUCACUAGAAUAUGUUAGCAUCAUUAUUUGGUUCGUAUUUGGAGAGCCAGCUUGCCCGGGGUUGAGUGAGCGGAGCGCGCGAACGCCACAAAUAAAGGAACGCGCGCACCUGCGAGCAUUUACAACUCUGGAAAGACACAACUGAACAGCAUCCUCCUGAACCCCCGCUCAUCUCAGUGUAUCUAAGAGGUGUGGAUCUAAGGAUGUCCUGCGGUUGGUUGCUCGUGCUGUUCUCUCAUGUGCUGCUGAUGCUCGCGUGUCCUCGACACUCGAGCUGUGCGCUCGACUAUCCGUCAUUCACGGACGACAGCGACCAGUCGGAGCGCUAUGAGAAACGAUACAAUGAUAUUGAUUAUGACAGUUUUAUUGGCCUGAUGGGCAGGAGGAGCGCAGGAACAAAUCGUGACACCAAUCCACCAUUUAGACCUAAUAUGAAUGACAUCUUUGUUGGAUUGUUAGGACGGAGAAACACCGUGUCUGAUAUUCCUGUUCGGAGAGGACAGAGAAGAGGCAACAUUUUCUUAAAGGACAGAAUGCAGAGGUUUUGCUGUGGUGUAUGAAGCCUGACUUCUUCAGUCCAGAACUCAUCCACCGUGCAAUUUUGCCAUUCUGAAGAAAAAUUGUCCGUCUUUGUACGAUAACCAAGAUGUACGAGUUUCAGUUUAUUGUCAGUGUGUUCAUUGUAGUAUAUUUUGUCUCUUUUUAUGUAAGAUAACAUUUACAUUAACGCCAUUAAGAUUUCUGAGUACAAAAUGCACCAGACUCAAAUCAAAGGUGUGUUGAUAGAUUUACUUAGCAAUUCAGGAACGACAACAAUCCUGGGAUGAAAAGACAGAUGUAGGAAGACUGAAAAAUAUAUAAGGUAAACAUUGUAAAUUUUCUUGAUUAAUUUUACAUAUGCUGUAAAAAUACUAUUUUAUUUAUUUAUUCAUAGAACAGACCACAUAAAAAUAGUUUAAUGUAAAACAAGUCUUUAUUUAAUAUGCUGGUUAUUCUUCCUCAUUGAAUUAUUCUUGUCACACAUUUGCCUCACACACUCUUUUAUAAAUAAAAGAUUGCUGUGGAAGUACUGUGCAGGAUUCCCCUUUGUACAUAAAAGACCCUACCGACAAAAGAGAAUAAGAAAGGAACACAUAUACCUUUGGAUUAAAGACAAGGGCAUGAAACGCAUGAAUUCAGGAAUGCAGAAAUGCAGGGCUGGUUUUAAUGUUCGCACAGAGUGGUUCUGCUUCAUUUAUGACAAGCUGGCUUCCCUUUUCAUUACAUAAUCCACUACACAUCUCCCAGAGUGCAGAUGCAAAUUUCUAUGGGCCUUCUUAGUCAACACAAUUUGCAAAAAACUUUGCUCAAUCAAUGCAACGUCUCCAAAGAAAACUCUAGUCAUCUUAAGAUUUGCAUUUCUUUCUCUCUGUUCAAGAGCUGAAAUAUGCAAACUUAUGUCAACUUACAAAAGUAAACUCUGCAAAGGGAAUGUUUACAAAGGAAUUUUAGCCAGCACUUUUCUAAGGAAGAUCAUUUGCAUACUAGGAACAUAUGAGCAUGUUCAAACAUUUAGCUGACAACAGCUAACUUCUCUUUGAAAUCAUGGAAAUUUACC